AUGGACGGGGGAUCUCAUAUGAAGCGCCCUUGGGACAAUGAACAAACAUAUCGAAGCCCAGACGCCAGAAAUGUCAUGCAGACCAUGACAGACGUCGGAGGAGCAAGAUCAAAUGUUCAACAUCUGCAUAAGGUGCCUUCUCCCAGUCACAUGCUUCCGCCUAUCGUGACUGUUCCGGAACAGUCGUCGCGACCAAUCCAUCCCGAUAGGAUAUCUACCUCCUUUACGCCCUCAGGGGCACCACAACGUCAUUCACACACAGAGUCUCCUCAAGAUAUGCUAUCUAAGCGACCACGGCUUUACUACGAUGUACCCCAACCAUCGGAUAUAGGCCGAAACCAACCACCAACACAUGAUACUCAUGCGAGAAUGCGCUCCACUAGCCACGAUAGACAUGACCAACAACAGUGGUCCACGUGGGAGCCUCGGAAUCCAGAAGGUGCAUACACGCCUCGAGAAAGCUGCCAGAACUGUUUUGAGUCAAAACGCCUCGUUGAAAAGGUUGUUGCGGGGCUUGAACGGUUGGAAGCUGAAUUGCGUCAAGUCUUGGCGUGCAGUCCGCUGGGGAGGACACUCAAAGAAGAAAGUACGGAACCACCUGGCGGGCCUAACAUCGCGGAUGCGGAAUUGAAGGAUUCCUUGAUGUGGGCGUGUCGCAGUGUGGAGGCCAGCACACGUCUCGUGCGGGAACUUGCGUCAAGCCAGCGAGCAUUGCCGCGUAUCUCUGUAGCCAAUCUGGGUAUUGGGUCUGGACAUGAACAGCCUAGUGCUAUCACAUCCGCCCCUCCAGACUUUUCAAGGGGCUUCAUGGACAAACACGAUAGAGACCGACCAAAAGAUACCCACCGCCGCUAUGGUCCGCAAUAUCGAACCGAUUACCAGAUACAACCAUCUGACCCUGCUCAGCCACAGUCACCUCAUCCAACAGGCUCAUCCAGAUCAGUAUACGGAAGCAGUCAGUCCCCUAUGGGAAUGGGUGCUUCUGGUCGUAUGCUGCCCUCUCCUUCAUCUAUCCACAACCCUCCUCCUCCGCUGUCUUCUGUGCAAGCAAGUUAUUCUCCGAAUUCCAACCAAUCUGCACACGCCACGCACCUGCAGGACUUGCAACAUCAAAUCAGCACCAAGUCUCUGGCACUUACCACUUUGCAGCGUGAACAUGACCAACUGCUUGCAGCAUAUUCACGCAUGCAGAUCCGCUGCCAAACCCUUGACAAAAAGUCUCAAGUAUCCGAUCACGAGAUCAAUACCCUGACAGAAGAAAAGAUCAGGCUACAAUCUCAGGUUGAAGCGUUCGAGGUGCAAGUAGAGGAGCUGGUGAAAGCGCGUGAUGAAGCACAGAAGCAGACCACCGCCAAUGGCGCACAGUACAUGCGAAUCAUGGCCAUGUCGUCGAAAUUACAAGUGCAAGGUGCCGAGGAAGCAAAACGAUAUAAGAUGGACCGUGAAGCAUGGGAGCGCGACCGGGAAGGUCUCCAACGCCGGAUUGAAGACCUUGAAGCCAAGCAAUCCAGUUUAACCAUUUCAGGGGAUGCAAAGCCUGACACCAUACCCGCCCCCAGCCCCGAGGACAUCCUCGCUUCUGCGUCUCUGGAUGUGUUAAGGAACGAGAUUGUGAGGCUAAGACAGAGCUUGCGGGACAUGGAACGGAUGUUGUUGGAACUUCGACAGGAAAGUGCGAACAUCGGUCAUGUCAUUACGGAAUGUACGGGAAUUAGAGAACGGCUGAACGCGAAGACCAUACCCGAACAGCAAGUUCAAGCAACGCCGACGGCGGUUUCAGAAGAACACAGCACAGCCAGCCGAGCUGUGGCAGAGCUAAUGGAGGCAGCCCAGGAGGAGUCAAGAGGGGAGUGA
This is a messenger RNA of Endocarpon pusillum Z07020, 1854 nucleotides long. RefSeq lists its product as uncharacterized. The transcript has 2 exons. The coding region runs from base 1 to 1854 and encodes 617 amino acids. The record is from RefSeq and is a predicted model, not a curated record. NCBI's taxonomy places the organism in Eukaryota, Fungi, Ascomycota, Eurotiomycetes, Verrucariales, Verrucariaceae.